UAGCCAUGUCAGGACGCGGCAAAGGUGGAAAGGGGCUUGGGAAAGGCGGUGCUAAGCGCCAUCGCAAAGUCUUGCGAGAUAACAUCCAGGGCAUCACGAAGCCCGCCAUCCGGCGCCUUGCUCGGCGUGGGGGCGUCAAGCGCAUCUCCGGUCUCAUCUACGAGGAGACCCGCGGCGUUCUGAAGGUUUUUCUGGAAAACGUGAUUCGUGAUGCUGUCACUUACACAGAACAUGCCAAGCGCAAGACGGUAACAGCCAUGGACGUGGUCUACGCUCUCAAACGACAGGGGCGCACUCUUUACGGCUUUGGUGGUUAAAGUCUCCACAAAUCAAGAUUUCCAUUUCUCAACCAAAGGCCCUUUUCAGGGCCGCCCACUUUUUCCCGUAAAAGAGCAGACAUCUUUUGCCGUGUUCUCGUAUUCUCGGUCUUGUUUUGAAACGUACCUAAUCCGGGGAUAAACUGCAGGAAACGAAGUAGCUGUGGACAAGGUCGAUCCAGGACAUGGAGGACGCUUAGGAAAAACUCCAGUGCUCGGAGAGUUACAGAUCAAAAACAAACCCAAACAAACAACAAAACAAGUCCCUGUCUUCUCACCCACCAGGA
Messenger RNA from Carlito syrichta (Philippine tarsier), 604 nucleotides. RefSeq names its product histone H4. The record is from RefSeq and is a predicted model, not a curated record. Gene Ontology annotation, cellular component: nucleosome. The transcript is spliced from 2 exons. Gene Ontology annotation, biological process: nucleosome assembly. Gene Ontology annotation, molecular function: structural constituent of chromatin; DNA binding; protein heterodimerization activity. Lineage: Eukaryota; Metazoa; Chordata; Mammalia; Primates; Tarsiidae. Bases 6 to 317 code for a protein of 103 amino acids.